GAUGACUGUCAGGCCGAGAUGGCUUCUUGUUCGAGCCUAGUAGAAAGGCUAAUUACGAUAUAUAAAAACGUACAUAUUUUUAAUUUAAAUAAAGGAAAAUUACUCUCAAUUUAUUGAAACAAUGGAUAAUCUGUUGCGCCAUAUUUUGUUAGCACCUCACCAUAGUCUGUCCUGUCAAAAUAUUAUUGAACUUGUUGUCAGAUUUGCGAUUUCUAUGAAAGAAAAAAAGCCGAAAACUAAAAAAAUUUUCAUUCAAAAUAGAUUUUUGUCCCACCUAAUGGAUUUUUGCUUCCAAAAUAAUGGGGAUAAAAAAUUUAAUGUCCGACUUCACUGCUGUCAAAUCAUAAACAAGAUCUUGAAUUCUUUCCCAGAUGAAACAGAACUCGACUUCAAGAUAGUCGAACUUAUCCACAAGACAAUGAUGGACAGAGUAAGAGACGUAAAGCCUCACGUACGAAUUGAGGCCGUUCGGUCGCUAAACCGUCUCCAAGAUCCCACAGAUUCAAAGUGUCCAGUAAUUGAGGGUAGUAACCCAUUUAAUCCAAGCCUUUCUUUACAUGAUUCAACAUGAUCCAAAUUACUCAGUUCGUCUCACUGUCCUCGAGUCAGUCGCAAUCGUCCCUGGGACUCUUCCAUUUAUUCUUGAAAGAACUUUUGACACAAAUAACGUAGUGAGAAGAGCAGCAUUCAGUAUUAUUGGUAGCAGAGUUGAAAUGUCUACUCUUUCUAUUCAACAAAGACUGGAUUUACUUCGCUAUGGACUUGUCGAUAACUGUGAGUCGGUUAGAACUGCUUGUUCGAAAAUGCUUGUUUCUGGAUGGCUUGGUUAUGUCGGAGGUGACGUGAUCAGUCUUUUGGAGCAUUUUGAUGUCGAAAGUGAUCUUGAACUCGUUGAAAAGGCUGUCAAACUUAUUUUUAAAGACAAAACUGAGGACUUUGUGGACCAACGUUUUCUUAAAUUCUUUCAAAAUUCUGGGUUUUGA
Messenger RNA from Octopus sinensis (East Asian common octopus), 983 nucleotides. RefSeq names its product condensin complex subunit 3-like. The coding region runs from base 558 to 983 and encodes 141 amino acids. Gene Ontology annotation, cellular component: condensin complex; condensed chromosome. The record is from RefSeq and is a predicted model, not a curated record. The transcript is spliced from 3 exons. Gene Ontology annotation, biological process: mitotic chromosome condensation. NCBI's taxonomy places the organism in Eukaryota, Metazoa, Mollusca, Cephalopoda, Octopoda, Octopodidae.